GCGCGGCGCCGGGGAUGCGAGCACCUUGCGAGGAGGCGGCGACCGCUGUGGAAAGUGCGGGAGUAGGCGGAGAGGAGAAGCAGGAGAUGCUUUGUGGGAAAUUUCAGUGGAGAUGUCAAUAUUUUGGCACAGAUAUCCAAGAAGUGACAGUGCUGAAGGGAUUUAACUCUACAUGUCUGGCACAGAUCUGCGACUCCUAAGAUUGCCAAUAGAUCAUGUAAAGCAUGGUUUAUAAGGAAAGUCAAAUCUGAAGGGUAUCCUGCAAGAUGACUUAAAAAGUCUUAACUCAGAGAUGUCUGAUUGAAACAGUGUGGGAAGGAAGAACAAUAUAUAAAGAAGAAGAAACAGGACUUACCUCAGCAAGCAAAAGAAACACUGAACAAAGGAGAGGAAACCAGUAAAGAUAAUUUUAGAAGUACUGAAUGCAGCAAAACAAGAACAAUGGAUCUCAAGUUCAACAACUCCAGGAAAUAUAUUUCUAUCACUGUCCCUUCCAAAACACAGACAAUGUCACCACACAUCAAGUCAAUAGAUGACAUUGUAGUACUUGGCAUAAAUCUCAGCAGAUUUAACAAACUUACUCAGUUUUUCAUAUGUGUUGCUGGAGUUUUUGUAUUUUACCUAAUUUAUGGAUAUUUACAGGAAUUAAUAUUUUCAAUGGAGGGUUUUAAGUCCUAUGGCUGGUACCUUACUUUAGUACAGUUUGCAUUUUACUCCAUAUUUGGCCUAAUAGAACUUCAGCUUAUUCAGGACAAAAGGAGAAGAAUACCAGGAAAAACCUACAUGAUAAUAGCUUUUCUAACUGUGGGUACUAUGGGGUUAUCAAAUACUUCCUUGGGCUACCUGAAUUAUCCUACCCAAGUCAUCUUCAAGUGCUGCAAAUUGAUUCCUGUUAUGCUAGGAGGAGUUUUUAUUCAAGGGAAGCGCUAUAACAUUGCAGAUGUGUCUGCUGCAGUAUGUAUGAGUCUUGGCCUGAUAUGGUUCACCCUCGCUGACAGCACGAUUGCACCUAAUUUCAACCUGACAGGUGUGAUCCUUAUUUCCCUGGCACUGUGCGCAGAUGCUGUCAUCGGAAAUGUUCAAGAGAAAGCUAUGAAACUGCAUAAUGCUUCUAAUUCAGAAAUGGUUUUGUAUUCGUAUUCAAUCGGUUUUGUGUACAUUUUAUUGGGAUUGACAUGCACUAGUGGAUUAAGCCCUGCAGUAACAUUUUGUUCAAAGAACCCAAUUCAGACUUACGGUUAUGCUUUCCUUUUUUCCCUCACUGGGUAUUUUGGAAUCUCCUUUGUUCUGGCUCUGAUUAAAAUUUUCGGUGCACUUCUUGCUGUAACAGUGACAACAGGAAGAAAAGCCAUGACCAUUGUACUUUCAUUUAUGUUUUUUGCUAAACCAUUCACAUUUCAGUAUGUGUGGUCUGGUUUGUUAGUCGUCCUUGGUAUAUUUCUCAAUGUUUACAGCAAAAAUAUGGAUAAAAUAAGACUGCCAUCACUAUAUGAUCUGAUAAACAGAACAGUGGAAAUGAGGAAGUCAAGGACGUUGGCACAAACUGUAUAGGCAGUAAUUCAUCCUACUUAAAAUAGAAUUCUAAGGGAACAAUCAUCAAAUAAUUAAUUUUCCAAAGGGAUUGUUAUAAAAACCAAAGGAUCUGAAGGCAUGCUCUCCGUUUGUGGAUGGGUCAGCUAUGAAGUCAGCCUCUUUCACAGAGCACUUGUUUAACUGUGUGACUUCUGAAGCAGUCAAGAGAGCCGCAUCUGCCACACCUUAGAAUAAAAUGUCAGUGUGAAGGACUAAUUCUUAGCAUUCUGUUGAGAAUUUCACUGGAAAUGGACCAUGUUGCAAAACUAAUUGGAUAUCAUUAUGACAUUUCAAAGAAAUUGAUAUAGUAAUAUCAAUUUAGAUUGUUUGGUCUUUGUUCAUUUUGGUGGUAUUAUUUAAAUGAUUCUCUGUUAUAAGAGUGAACAGAUGAUUUAAAGUCUAGAAAGAAUAACUUCAUUAUAAAUAAAAAUUAUUCUGUGAUUUUUUAAAAUAAA
This is a messenger RNA of Neogale vison (American mink), 2027 nucleotides long. RefSeq names its product solute carrier family 35 member B3 (gene SLC35B3). Bases 442 to 1551 code for a protein of 369 amino acids. The transcript is spliced from 12 exons. Gene Ontology annotation, biological process: transmembrane transport. Gene Ontology annotation, cellular component: endoplasmic reticulum membrane; Golgi membrane. NCBI's taxonomy places the organism in Eukaryota, Metazoa, Chordata, Mammalia, Carnivora, Mustelidae. The record is from RefSeq and is a predicted model, not a curated record. Gene Ontology annotation, molecular function: 3'-phosphoadenosine 5'-phosphosulfate transmembrane transporter activity.